AUGAUCACUUUAGCUAAGGAAACCCGAGAGCAACCAUCGCCACAGGAGAUCCUAGGAAAACUAAACAGCCUGCAGCCGAUCGUAGAGGAUCACGCUCAUCAAAAAUGCAGUCCACAACGUACUCCGUUUGCCUGCUCCCAUCGUGGCAUUGUCAGUGUGCUGAGCAGGCUCUUGUGCUAG
Messenger RNA from Aspergillus welwitschiae, 180 nucleotides. RefSeq lists its product as uncharacterized. Lineage: Eukaryota; Fungi; Ascomycota; Eurotiomycetes; Eurotiales; Aspergillaceae. The transcript has a single exon. The record is from RefSeq and is a predicted model, not a curated record. The coding region runs from base 1 to 180 and encodes 59 amino acids.